CAAGUUACAACCCAAACACGUCAUACCAAUGACUAUGAAAAGAACAACUUGAGUAAGAAAAGGCAGUGAAAUGGUAACACUGACAUAAAUCAAGCAUUAAUGUGGUCAAAGACUAAACCAGCAAUCAUAAAAAUGCUUCAACAAGUAAUUACAAAUUCUGAGACAAUAAAGCAUAGCAAAACUAAAACAUAAUUUAGCAAAGGAACCAUUAUGGUUCUCCUACCAUAUUGUUUUUUUUUUUCUGUAAGAAUUGGGUGAUAAUGUAACUGAAAAAUAUAAUUUAAAAAAGAAAACCUGUUAAUUGGUGUUUUUAAAGUAUAUGUUGCACAUCUUUCCUCUUAGGUUCCAUUUUCAGAAGUCAUCACAAGUUUCAAGAUGGAUUUUGGAUUUUUUUAAUUUAUCUUGUUCACAAAACCUUUGACUCUCCACAUGUGCAUCAUUUGCCAAACUUGGAACUAAUGACAGAGUGGAAAUGACAAAAGUUAGGAUCAGUUAACCUGGGAGCAGAUCAGUGCAAUUUGUGAAAUUUUAACAAAAGAUUUAUUCAUUGGUUUGAAAGCAAGACUGAGAGUGAGACUGAGAACAAGAGCAAGAGCAGAAACAGAAUGAAUCUCCAUCUACUAAUUCAUUCCUCAAAUGGCCGAAUGGCUGAAUAGCCACAUUUGGAACAGACUGAAACCAAGAGCCAGAAAUUCCAUCCUGAUUUCCCUUAGGAAUGGCGGGGACCCAAAUCCUUGGACCAUUUUCUGCUGCCUUCCAUUUGCAUUAGGAAGUUGAAUCAGCAGGGGGCUUGAACUGAUGGAAUUUGUAAAUGUUAGUUGCAGAGACAAUAGGUUGGGAAGAAAGUGAACAGAACAUUAUGGAAUUGUGGAACAAAAAACAAAUUAGCAAAAUAACAGCAAAAAGUCUUCUACAUAUAUUGAGUUUCAGAGGUUAAAAAGAUAUGAACAAACAUGAAAGAGUACUUUAAGCAAAAAUGUUUGAAAGCAUCAAAGCUGAGAAUAUAUAGGAACCAAAAUCAAGAGUAGCAAGAGAGAAACAGCAUCUUGCUAUAUAGUUCGAAUGACAGCAGGUGUUUCAUCAGAAAUCAUGUAAGAGUAGAAGAAAGGUGGUACUGUCAUCUUUGAAUUUUGUAUCUGGUCAAACCAUAUCAUCAAUCAUCUAUUGAUUGUAUGUGUCUGUCUCCCUAUUUAUAUGUAACUGUCUUUAUGAAGCUGCUAAUAACAGUUACUAUAGAGACCUGUAGUCUGAUUAUUGUGAUUAUUAUUUUUAGGUUUUACAAGGAAGACGAUUCUUUCUGUCCAUGUUCUGUAUUUCAAAUCUCCUGUCAGUUCUGAUCACUAUAAAAACUAGCUUUAAGUUACUGCCUCAUCUACAUUUUGAUGGCAUGUCAUACUGUUCUUUUCCCCCUGCACUUCCUUCCUUCAGAUACGAGUUGUAUCUUACCCAAUUCUGUAUUUUCAACACAUCUCUGUGAUGCUGAACAUUGUGGAUAUCUAAUAAGUAAUUAUCCACUUAAGUGCUAUUGCAAGUAUGCGAACUAUCAUGACAUAACCAAAGAUUCUUUCAAGGCUAAGGCUAAGGAGAUCUUGUCUGUUUCUCUCAGUGAACCAGAAAUAAGAGGAACACAUUAAAUGUUUUAGGAAGGAAUCAGUACUUGGUACCAGAAUUGUGUUUAACUCUUGGGGGAUUGUUUAUGUCUCUUCUAAACACAGUCUAGGGAUUGUUGACAAAACCUGAUUUAGCAGCACUUCUGUAGUAAAUAUAGUCCAAGCCACUAUAAAGAAAACACACACACACAGGGACAGUUUUUUGUUUUUUUUUCUUAAAUAGAUCUUAGACUAAUGGUGCUGCAAAAGACUGGGAAGUGAUGUCAUCUCAUCCUUCAUCCUGCCCUUAAUGACAGCACCUUAAAUCUUCCCACGGGUCUGUGUGGCACUUCAAUUAUUGAAUCCCCUAGCAAUGGUGGCCCUUUACAAGGGGUUGGCCUUGUUAAAGCGUUCCUCCCAUCAUUAAAUCACACCCAUAAAGCAAAGCCUCCCUCACAAGAUCAGUGUAUCUGUCUGAAUCUUCCCAGUGCAAACUAGAAGUUAAGUUCUACAAAGUCUUGAGUAUUUUCAAAAUUUUCUUUCUUUCUCACUCAACUUGCUUUUCUUCUCUUGCCAAACACAACAUAUUGUUGCAAAAAAUAUAUCUUUCCCCUUUUCAGAAAAUCAGCUCCUGUGUAACUUGGCAUCUACACCUACACUUGUGCAGUCUUUCAUAUUAGAACCUGGGAGCAAACUUUUUAGAAUUAUAGUGUGAAUGGUAUCUACAUUUUUGUAAGUUUUUCUGUACUUAGUUUUAAAAUGUAAUCAUGUUAAUAUUUUUCCAUGUUCAUUUCACAUGUAGACUUUAUAAAUACACAAUUAUAUACUAUUUUUCUUGGAAACAUGUCAUAUCAAAAUGAAGGAUUCAUGAUAAUGGUGAUAAUGAAGGAAAAGAGGUAUAUAUUGUGAGAUACAUGCUAUAAUUCGGUAAAGCAAUAUUUGUAACUAUCAAAUAAUAUAACCUCCAUACAACUUUUGUGCUCUAUAUUAACCUACAUAAAUAGGAGAAAAAUGUAUUAACAGAAAAAUAAAAAUGGCCAACAGAUGUGAAAAAGUACUCAGAAUCAUGAGCCAUCAGAGAAGAACAAGUAAAAAACACAGUGAAGUAUCACUUCACUCCAGUUGGAAUGCCUUAUCACCCAAAAUAAAAAAUAACAGAUACUGGUGAGGUAGUGGAGAAUAUUGACGCAAAUAAAAGUUGGUACAAUCAUUAUGGAAAAUUCCUUGGAAAGCUGAAAACCAUUCUGCCAUGUGAUCCAGCUAUCCCAGUGCUGGAAAUAUAUUCAAGGAACUGAAAUGAGCAUAUGGAAGAGAGACUUGCACUCCCUUGAGUUCACAGUGGCAGAGAUGAAAUAGAAUCAACCCAGAUGUCCAUCAACUGAUGACAUGUGGUAUAUAUGCACAAUAGAAAACCAUUUACCCAUAUAAAAGAAUGAGAUUCUGACACAACAGUAUGGUGUCUGCAUUUUUCACUUUACUGUCUGGCUCAGGAAUAUAAGAAGUCACUGAAUAGAAAACUUACUUUAUCCUGUUUAGGCCGAUUUGGAAAGGGACAUCAGAAGGCAUCCAUCAUUCACAAUCCUCACCAAAUAUCACCUUCACUGCUUCACCCCUUUAUGGCAAUCAAGUUUGAAGGAGUCCACUGGAAAUGUUGAAGUCCUGGUUCCAGGAGGUAUUGGAGCCUAGGUGAUGCUUUUGCUGGGUCCCCGAGCCAUGCUGUGAAUUCUAAAGUGUUUCUAGAUCUCUCCUCUAUCCAUUUUAGGUCUCUGCCUCCAGCACACCUUGAGAAGACUCCUUCAGCCUGUUGUUUCAGCUCCACCUCAAGUAAGAGACUCUUUCCUUUGGAUUACGAACUCUUAGAGACUCUUGGACUAAAUCUAAAUGUACCCUCCAUCCACUGAUGUAGAGUCGGUCCUUGCUUUCUGAAGCAGCCUUGCCUUGUUCCCUGGCUUCAGCUGACCUUUCUUCAUAUCCUUAACUCCAGACCAGCUAUCUCCUUUCUCAGUGCCUGGCCCCAGUCUGGAAUCAGACGCCCCUGAUUCUAUAUAUGAUUUUAAAGUCAACUGUGAACCCUUCUAUCCUGCUUUUGCUUUAAAGAACCCAGACCCAAAAGAGUCUGGAGAGUGAAGGACUAUUAUAUUCAUUUACAUGAUAAUGGAAAUGAACAGCUUAUAUUUAGAAGAUACUUACAGUGUACCAGGUACCAAAUGCGCUACACAUUAGGUAAGUUUCAUGUCCCUGUAGUCUUUCCACUGGUAAAGCAACAAGGUUGCAUUGUCAGAAAGUGAUGAAGCCAAAUUUUGAAGCAGGUGAAUGAACCUCAAAACUCCUGCUCUGAACCCUGUUAUCAUGUUGUCUUCCUUAGACAUGAACCUUUGGAGGCAAGACUCCACAAUUUAUUUUAGUUUGUACUCCUGCUAUCUUACUAAACCUUAAAAGAUAGGUAUGGAUUUACUGGAAUGCAUUCCGGAUUGGGGAAGAGAUAGGAACUCUGCUAGUCAACGAAAGAGGGGAUUUCAGAUCUUUUCAGUAUUUACUGUGGAGCCAGGAUAGGAAGUUACUCAUCUCCUAGGUCUGAAGGUCAUAGAUUCUGAAACUAUUUUAGCUUGUGUUUGCUGAAGGAAUUCUGAAUAUAGCAAGUAUGCAGUGAGGGAUAAUGCUUGGAAACAGCAAUUGAUUUUUAUAUUGCUUCCACAGACAUCCUGCUUCAUCUAUUGAUCUGAGCUGGAGUUGAUUCCUGUGGACCCAGCACAGAAUCCCUAGGAGAUGUCCGUGGUCCAUGCUCUGAAACCCUGUCAUCCAGCUGGAAUGUUAACAUGAGUAAGGAAGAAAAAAAUUUAACAGCAUUCUCGGGCCAAGAAGAAAGAACUAAAAAGUUACAGGAUACCUAUUGGAUCAAAGUUCACCUGCCUGGUCUUCUGUUCUCUAAACUCUCACGUUCAGUUGGUGGCAGAGGCCUCCUUACCAGACAACCUGGAGGCUGGUGAACAACAUGCCUUUACCUUUUCUUUGGAUUUUGGUUACUUUAUUGUGGUUUGCUGAAUUAGAUGGAGAAGCCGGAGGGCUUAAGCUACAACCACAAAAGAGAAGCACUGAUCUCCAACAACCUCGGAUGACUUCAGAGAGGGGAAAUUUAGUGUUUAUUACAGGAUCUGCCCAAAAUAUUGAGUUUAGAACUGGAUCCCUGGGAAAAAUAAAAUUAAAUAACGAAGACAUCAGUGAAUGCUUACAUCAGAUCCAGAAAAACAAAGAUGAUAUUACAAAUUUAAAAGGAAGUACCAUUGGUCUGCCUCAAAAUAUAUCUAGUGAAAUUUAUCAGCUUAAUUCCAAGCUUGUUGAUCUUGAGAGAAAAUUUCAAAGCUUACAGCAGACAGUUGAUAAAAAAGCUUGUAGCAGCAAUCCCUGUCAAAACGGUGGCACCUGUCUCGAUCUGCAUGAUUCCUUUUUUUGUAUUUGUCCCUCACAGUGGACGGGUCCUCUCUGCUCAACUGAUGUUAAUGAGUGUCAGAUCUACUCUGGAACACCCUUGGGCUGCCAGAAUGGAGCCACGUGUUUGAAUACCGCAGGGAGUUACAGCUGUCGCUGCACACCUGAGACAUACGGACCCCAGUGUGCAUCCAAAUACAAUGACUGUCAAACAGGCUCCAAGGAUCGCUGUGUCCAUGGCAUCUGUGAAGAUUUAGACAGGGAGCAAGAAGGAGUGGCCAAGUACAGGUGCAUCUGUGAUGCUGGGUGGACAUUCACACCGGAAGACCCCGCUUGCACAGUAGAUAAAGAUGAGUGCAGUCUGCAGCCCUCGCCUUGUUCUCCACAAGUGCAAUGUUACAACACUCCCGGCUCCUUCAACUGUGGACCUUGUCCAACAGGCUGGAAAGGAAAUGGAUAUAUUUGUGAAGAUAUUAAUGAAUGUGAAAUCAACAAUGGUGGCUGUUCAGUGGCUCCUUUGGUUGACUGUAUGAAUACACCUGGAUCUUACUACUGUCUAGCCUGUCCAUCAGGAUACCAGGGAGAUGGAAGAACGUGCACUCCCAUAGACAUCUGCUCAGUCAGUAAUGGAGGCUGCCACCCCGAGGCAUCAUGCUCCUCGGGUCUAGGUUCCUUACCGGUAUGCACCUGUCUCCCAGGAUAUACAGGAAAUGGUUAUGGGCCAAAUGGAUGUGUGCAACUCAGCAACAUUUGUCUCAGCCACCCAUGUUUGAAUGGACAGUGCAUUGAAACUGCCUCUGGUUAUUCAUGUAAGUGUGAAUCAGGCUGGGCUGGUGUCAACUGCACAGAAAACAUCAAUGAGUGUCUGAGCAACCCCUGUUUGAAUGGAGGAACUUGUGUUGAUGGCGUUAACACAUUUAGUUGUGAAUGUACAAGUUCUUGGACUGGAUCUCACUGUCAGAUUUCCCAGCAAGUAUGUGGAGGGUCCCUCUCAGGGCUGAAUGGAACAUUCACCUACAAGAGCCCUGAUGUUGGUCAUAUCAGUAAUGUCAGAUGCUUCUGGGUUAUCCGAACUGAAGAUGGAAAGGUCUUGCAAAUCACUUUCACGUUUUUCCAACUGGAUUCAGAGAACGACUGUCCACACGAGUUUCUUCAGAUUCAUGAUGGGGAGUCUUCUGCAGCCUUGCACCUUGGAAAGUUCUGUGGCUCCAGCCCCCCUCAAAAACUUGUCAGCAGUGACAAUGCCCUCUAUUUUCAUUUCUAUUCUGAUCAUUUAAGAAGUGGAAGAGGCUUUACAGUAAGAUGGGAAACACAACAGCCAGAGUGUGGAGGUCAACUAAUUGAUACUUAUGGCUCCAUCAAGUCUCCGGGAUAUCCUGGUAACUAUCCCCCAGGAAGAGAUUGUAUCUGGACAAUAGUGAGCAGUCCUAGUCUCCUGAUAACGUUUACCUUUGGGACCGUGAGCCUGGAACACCAUGAUGAUUGCAGCAAAGAUUACCUGGAGAUUCGAGAUGGACCUUUGCCUCAGGACCCCGUUCUUGGCAAGUUCUGCAGCACUGGCUCUGUCCAACCACUCCAGACCACCGGUCCCUUUGCCAGAAUUCAUUUCCAUUCUGACAGUCAAACCAGUGAUAAAGGCUUCCUUAUCACCUACUUAAAAUCACCUCUGGAUCUGCCUUGUGGAGGGAACUACACAGACCCAGAAGGCGAGCUCCUCCUUCCUGGCUUGUCUGGGCCUUUCGCUCACAGCAGGCAAUGUAUCUACAUUAUAAGGCAGCCCCAGGGAGAGAAGAUACAAGUCAACUUCACUGGCCUGGAACUGGAGGGCCAGGGCGGCUGCUCUCAGAAUUACCUUGAGGUUCGAGAUGAUAAAAUAUUACUUGGAAAAGUUUGUGACAAUGAAACCCUCUCUCAUUUUACAUCCAUUACUAAUAUUAUCUGGAUCAGGCUUAAAAUAGAUGCUUCUGUUGAAAAAGUUAGUUUCAGAGCUGUUUAUCAAGUUGCUUGUGGGGGUGAAUUAAGUGGAGAAGGGAUCAUUCGCUCUCCUUUUUAUCCUGAUGCAUAUCCUGGAGAAAGGAUCUGUAGGUGGACCAUCUUCCAACCCCAAGGUCAGGUAGUUCUUCUCAACUUUACUGCAUUUGAACUUGGAAGUUCUGCCAACUGUGAAACAGAUUAUGUUGAGAUUGGUAACAGUUCAAUUUUGGAUUCCCAUGAAAAUAAAAAAUAUUGUGGCACAAACAUACCUCCGUUGAUAACGUCUAUAUACAAUUUUCUUUAUGUCACAUUUGUGAAAAGUUCCUCUACUGAAAACCAUGGUUUUAUGGCUACAUUUAGUACUGAGGAUUUGGUGUGUGGAAAAGUUUUUACAGAGUUGAGAGGCACCAUUCAAAGUCCAGGUCAUCCAAAUAUCUACCCCCAUGGUGUCAACUGUACCUGGCAUGUAUUUCUUCAGCCUGGUCACCUAAUUGGUUUGACGUUCAAAAGUUUUCAUCUACAGUUUGAUUAUAACUGCAGUAAUGACUACCUAGAAAUUUAUGACACUGACUCUGGAACAUCUCUUGGGAGGUUUUGUGGACACUCCUUCCCACCUUUUCUGAUCAGCACUGGCAACUCAAUAACGCUGAGAUUCGUGGCAGACUCUGACCUAGCUUAUGAAGGCUUUGUAAUAGAGUAUGAAGCACUGGAUGAGUCAGAAGUAUGCAUAGAAGACUAUACAGAAGAAUCUGGAACCCUCACUUCUCCAAACUUCCCUAAUAAUUACCCCAACAACUUAAAUUGCAUUUAUAGAAUCACAGUGGAGACUGGAAAGCAGAUAUCAUUGCACUUCACCAACUUCUCCUUGGAAGAAAGCUAUUUUGGCGCAUGCGUAGGAGAUUUUGUGGAAAUCAGAGAUGGAGGCUAUGAAAAUUCCCCACUUCUGGGAGAAUACUGUGGCUCAAAUCUACCUCCGAGGAUCAUCUCUCACAGUAACAAACUGUGGUUAAGAUUUAAGAGUGACAUGCUGUUCUCGGAGUCUGGUUUCUCAGCUCACUGGGAUGGCUCAUCAACAGGUUGUGGGGGUAAUCUCACCACUUCUACUGGCACAUUCACGUCUCCCAACUAUCCGAUGCCCUACUACCAUAGCUCUGAAUGCUAUUGGUUGUUAAAAGCCAGCCAUGGUAGCCCAUUUAAAUUGGAAUUCCUAAACUUUCACUUGGAGUAUCAUCCAAACUGCACUCUGGAUUAUUUGGCAGUGUAUGAUGGCCCAAGUACCAGCUCUCAUCUGCUUACUCAGCUUUGUGGGGCCGAGAAGCCUCCUGCCAUCCUUUCUACCGGAGACAGCAUGCUUUUAAAACUGAGGACUGAUGAAGAACAGCAAGGUGGUGGCUUCGAGGCCACAUACUCGCAGACAUGUGAAAAUGUUGUGAUUGUCAAUCAAACCUAUGGCAUCUUGGAGAGCAUAGAUUUUCCCAACCCUUAUUCUAAUAACCAGCGUUGCAACUGGACCAUCCAAGCAACAACUGGCAACACUGUGAACUACACGUUUUCAGCGUUUGAUUUGGAAUAUCAUACGAACUGCUCAACGGAUUACUUAGAGCUCUAUGAUGGAUCACAGCGGAUAGGACGCUACUGUGGAACAAAUAAACCUCCGCCAGAUGGAACCACAAGGUCCAGCCUUCACGUGCUGUUCCAUACAGACGGGGUGAAUCACAAGGAGACAGGGUUUCAGAUGCAGUGGUUCAUUCAAGGUUGUGGUGGGGAGCUGUCUGGAGCCACAGGCUCCUUCAGCAGCCCUGGCUAUCCUGGCAAUUAUCCAGCCAACAAAGAAUGUAUCUGGUACCUCUCCACCACCCCUGGGAGCAGCAUUCAGCUUACCAUCCAUGAUUUCGAUGUGGAAUUUCACCCGAGCUGCAACUAUGAUACCCUGGAGAUAUAUGGAGGCCCUGAUUUCUACGCUCCCAGAAUAACACAGUUGUGUGUCCAGAGAUCUUCUGUGAUCCCCAUGCAUGUGUCCAGCACAGGAAAUGAAUUAGCAAUACGAUUUAGGACGGACAGCUCCAUAAAUGGAAGAGGCUUCAAUGUCUCCUGGCAAGAAAUUCCUGGAGGUUGUGGAGGAACUUUCCAUGCUCCAAAUGGGGAGAUUCAUUCUCCAAAUUACCCCAGUCCUUAUAUGAACAACACUGCCUGUCUUUGGACCAUCCAAGUUGAAAAAAAUCACCGUGUUCUCUUGAACUUCACUGACUUCGACCUUGAAACUCAAGACUCUUGUGUUAUGGCAUAUGAUGUUGAAAACUAUGUAACCACCCGUCUUGCCAACGCAUGUGGAAGACAGCAGCUAACUAAUCCCAUCAUCUCUUCAGGAAACAGCCUCUUCCUGAGAUUUCAGUCUCGUUCUGCCAGACAGAGUAGGGGCUUCCGAGCUCAAUUCAGGCAAGUCUGUGGAGGCUACAUCUUCACCACAUCUUCUGAUACCAUUUCCUCUCCAUUGUUUCCCGCCAACUAUCCAAACAAUGCAAACUGCACCUGGAUAAUUCAAGCUCAACCUCCAUUCAAUCAUAUUACCUUGUCCUUCACCAACUUUGCAAUUGAAAACAGUGCAGGAUGUACACGCGACUUUUUAGAAAUUUUGGAUGGCAGCUCUGAUGAUGCACCGCUCCGAGGACGUUACUGUGGUACCUCCAUGCCCCAUCCCAUCACAUCUUUCGGCAGUGCCCUGACACUGAGGUUCAUAUCUAAUUUUGGAAGGACUUAUCAUGGUUUCCAUGCUACAUAUGCUGCCUCAUCAUCAGCUUGUGGUGGAAACUUCUACAUGGCUGAAGGCAGGUUCGACAGCCCUGGCUACCCAGACAUUUAUCCCUCUAAUGUGGAAUGUGUCUGGAACAUUAUCAGUUCCCCUGGCAACCGGUUCCAGCUGUCUUUCAUAUCCUUUCAGCUGGAGGACUCUCAGAACUGUAGCAAAGAUUUUGUGGAGAUCCGGGAAGGAAAUGCCACGGGUCAGUUGGUGGGGCGCUACUGUGGAAACUCCCUCCCUCACAACUACUCAUCCAUUAUGGGACACAUCUUAUGGAUCAGAUUUGUCUCGGAUGGCUCAGGAAGUGGCACUGGCUUCCAGGCCUCAUUCACUAAGGUGUUUGGCAAUCAUAAUAUUGUGGGAUCUCAUGGGAAAAUUGCUUCUCCCUUAUGGCCUGGAAACUACCCGCAUAACUCCAAUUACCAAUGGAUAGUAAAUGUGAAUGAAUCUCAGAUUAUCCAUGGUAGAAUUUUGGAGAUGAACACCGAAGAAACACCAAACUGCUAUUAUGACAAAUUAAAGAUUUAUGAUGGCCUUGGAGUUCAUUCACGCCUCAUUGGAACUUACUGUGGGACUCAGACAGGCUCUUUUAGCUCCACUGGAAAUUCUUUGACAUUUCAGUUUUCUUCAGACUCGACCGUCACAGGGAGGGGAUUCCUCCUGGAGUGGUUUGCAGUAGACAAUCCUAGUGGGCUUGUUCCUACAAUUGCUGCAGGUACCUGUGGUGGGUUCCUGACUACAAGAGACUCACCAGUGUUUCUCUUCUCCCCGGGCUGGCCGGACCACUACAAUAAUGGGCUUGAGUGCACAUGGCUCAUCCGAGCUCCUGGUUCUACUGUGGAACUCAACCUCCUCUCCCUGGACAUUGAACCUCACCAAACAUGUGGCUAUGAUAGUCUUGUAAUACGAGAUGGAGAUAAUAACCUGGCCCAGCCGCUAGCAGUUCUGUGUGGCAGAGAGAUCCCUGGGCCCAUCCGCUCUACUGGAGAGUACAUGUUCAUCCGCUUCACCUCUGAUCUCAGUUUGACGGGAGCAGGCUUCAACGCAUCCUUUCACAAGAGCUGUGGUGGAUAUUUGCAUGCAGACCGAGGGAUCAUAACAUCUCCCAAGUAUCCAGAGACCUACCCUCCCAAUCUCAAUUGCUCUUGGCAUGUUCUGGUCCAGAGUGGUCAAGUCAUUGCUGUUCAUUUUGAACAGCCCUUCCAAGUUCCAAGUGGAGAUCCUUCUUGCAACCAAGGAGAUUAUUUAGUGCUAAAAAAUGGACUUGAUGUCUAUUCUCCACCCUUGGGACCUCAUGGACAAAAUGGUCGUUUCUGUGGCAGUCAUCCUUCAUCAACUCUGUUCACCUCGGACAAUCAAAUGUUUGUUCAGUUUAUUUCUGAUGGUAGUAAUGAGGGUCAAGGAUUUAAAAUCAACUAUGAGGCAAAGAGCUUAGCCUGCGGGGGCAACAUCUACAUCCAUGGAGCUGAUUCUGCAGGCUAUGUGACCUCCCCCAACUACCCUGGCAAUUAUCCUCAACAUACUGAUUGCAUUUGGAUCAUAUCAGCUCCUUCAGGAAAACUCAUUAGACUGCAUUUUGAAGAUCAGUUCAAUAUUGAAGCAACACCCAACUGUACUUCCAAUUACCUCGAGUUGCGAGACGGAGCUGAUUCAAAUGCACCGGUACUAUCCAGAUUGUGUGGGAUGUCUCUGCCUGGCAACCAGUUUUCCUCAGCAGAUAUCUUGUAUUUGAGAUUCCGAACUGACAACAGCCCCACACACAUGGGAUUCAAGGCUAAGUAUUCUAUAGCCCAGUGUGGUGGGACAGUAUCAGGGCAAAGUGGUGUCAUUGAGAGCGUCGGAUAUCCUACACUUCCAUAUCCAAAUGAUUUAUUCUGUCAGUGGCACCUCCAGGGUCCCGAGGGACAUUAUCUCAGCAUUCAUUUUGAACAUUUUAACCUUCAAGACUCCCCUGACUGCACGAAAGACUUUGUGGAGAUCUGGGAAAACCACACUUCAGGAAACAGUCUGGGCAAAUACUGUGGAAAUGUCUUUCCUGACAGCAUAGAUACUUUCAGCAACGUGGCUGCCAUCAGGUUUGUCACCGAUGGCUCCAUUGCUGCUGCAGGAUUCAGGCUGAGAUUUGAAUCCAGUUUAGCAGAAUGUGGUGGGGAUCUACAGGGCCCUGCUGGAACGUUUAGCUCUCCCUACUACCCGAACCCUAAUCCCCAUGGCCGGCUCUGUGAGUGGAGAAUCACCGUGCAGGAAGGCAGGCGGAUCACCCUGACUUUCAGUGACCUGCGGCUGGAAGCUCACCCAUCCUGCAGCAGUGAGCAUGUGAUCGUGUUCAAUGGCCUGAGAAGUAACUCUCCCCAACUGGAAAAGUUGUGCAGUAAUGUGAAUGCAAGCAAUGAGAUUCAGUCUUCAGGAAACACAAUGAAAGUCGUCUAUUUCGUGGAUGAAUCCAGGCCAUACGGAGGGUUUAUGGCUUCCUACACAUCCAGUGAAGAUGCAGUGUGUGGCGGGCCUCUCACAAAUGCUCCUGAAGGAAAUUUUACUUCUCCUGGAUUUGAUAGAGUCAGUAAUUACUCAAGAAACCUCAAUUGUGAAUGGACUCUCACCAAUCCAAAUCAGGGAAAUUCUUCCAUCUAUGUUAACUUCAAGUAUUUUUCCCUAGAAAGCCACCAAGACUGUCAAUAUGAUGUCCUUGAAUUUCGAGUGGGUGAUGCUGAUGGGCCUCUUAUAGGGAAAUUCUGUGGCCCUACAAAACCUGCCAUCCCAUUGGUUAUACCUUACCCUCAGGUCUGGGUACACUUUGUCACCAAUGAACAUGUAGAACAGAUUGGAUUCCAUGCAGAGUAUUUCUUUACAGAUUGUGGCGGAAUACAGACAGGCGAGAGCGGAGUGAUAACCAGUCCCAACUACCCACAGGAUUAUGGUGUCUCCUCUCAUUGUGCUUGGUUGUUGGAGAGCCCCCAAGGGCACACCAUCAAUCUGACGUUUAUUGACUUUGAAAUUGAAAGUCAUGUGACUUGUGCCUGGGAUUCUGUGACUGUCAGGAAUGGUGGCUCCCCUGGAUCACCCAUAAUAGGACAAUAUUGUGGGAAUUUAAACCCUGGGACAAUACAGUCUGGUUCCAAUCAAUUGGUGGUGAUUUUUAAUUCAGACCAGUCGGUGCAACAUGGUGGAUUUUAUGCUACAUGGAACACACACACAUUAGGUUGUGGUGGAAUAAUUCAUUCAGAAAAUGGUAUAAUAAAAUCUCCACACUGGCCUCAGAAUUUUCCUGAAAAUAGCAGAUGUUCUUGGACAGUCAUUACUCAUGAAAGUAAAUACUUUGAGAUUGGUUUUGACAGCAACUUCCGAAUCCCCAGUGGUGAUGGACAGUGUCAGAACAGCUUUGUGAAGGUGUGGGCAGGAACUGAGGAGAUUGACAGUACCCUGUUAGCCACAAACUGUGGGAAUGUGGCUCCAGGUUCCAUCAUCACACCAAGAAAUGCAUUCACUGCUGUCUUCCAAUCUCAGGAUACACCUGCUCCAGGCUUCUCUGCCACAUUUGUAAGCCGAUGUGGAGGUACUUUUACUGACCAGUCUGGUUAUAUAAUUUCUCCCAACUACCCAAAACAAUAUGACAACAACAUGAACUGCACCUAUCUCAUACAAAGCGAUCUUCACUCUCUGGUCCUCUUGACUUCUGUGUCUUUUCAUUUGGAAGCUCGCUCUGCCAUCUCAGGAACCUGUGCCAAUGACGGUGUGCACAUCAUCAGGGGUUACAGCCUCUCUUCUACACCUGCUGCCACUGUGUGUGGUGCUGAGACCCUGGCUCCCCUCGCCAUCACUGGACCAGUGCUGUUGAACUUCUACUCCAAUGACCACAUCACAGAUUUUGGAUUCAAGUUUUCCUAUCGCAUAACCUCCUGCGGUGGUGUGUACAACUUCUCCUCUGGAAUCGUCAACAGUCCUGCCUACUCAUAUACAGACUACCCCAACAACCUGUACUGCCUCUAUACCGUCACCGUCAGAGAAGACAGAGUGAUUCAGAUCAAGUUCAGUGACUUUGAUGUGGCUCUCUCCACCUUCUGCUCCGAUGACUACCUGGCGAUUUACGAUGGUUCUAACACCAGUGAUCCCCUUCUCGGAAAAUUCUGUGGUUCUAACACCCCGCCAGAUGUUAGAAGCAGCAAUAAUAAUAUGCUUCUAGUAUUCAAGACUGACUCAUUUCAUAUAGCAAGAGGCUGGAAGAUAAUUUUCCGGGAAACAUUGGGACCGCAGCAAGGGUGCGGUGGUUACCUGACCAGUUCAAAUAGCACAUUUUCCUCUCCUGAUUCCAACUCCGAUGGGAGAUACGACAAGUCUUUAAACUGCAUAUGGUUCAUAACUGCACCUGUAAACAAACAAAUUAGGCUCACCUUCAACACAUUUGUUCUGGAGACAGAAUCUCCUCGACGAGGCUGUGUUUAUGAUUAUGUAAAGAUGUAUGAUGGGGAGAGUGAAAAUGCCAACUUGGCUGGAACAUUUUGUGGUUCCAAUGUACCUGCUCCUUUUACCUCUUCUGGUAAUUUUCUUACGGUUCAGUUUGUCACUGACGUGACUGUAGAAAGGGAAGGAUUUAAUGCUACACUUACGUUUGUGGAUGUGCCUUGUGGUGGAACAUAUAAUGCAACUUGGACCCCACAAAAUAUUUCUGCAUCCAAUUUAUCCAGCCCCAGCAGCUCCCUUUCCAUUUGUACUUGGGUCUUUGAAGCUCCUGUACACCAGCAGGUCAAGAUCACUGUGUGGGAAUUACAGCUGGACUCACAGGACUGUACGCAGAAUUACUUAGAGUUUCAGGACUCACCAGAGAGUCGUGGGAACCCAAGGCAUCAGUUCUGCGGCCCUAAUGCCACAGCUGUGCCGGUGUUCUACUCUUCAAGAAGCACCGCGGUUGUCAAUUUCAAAUCUGGAGUUUUCAGUGGGAACUCGAGAGUAGGGAUCACCUAUCAGAUUGCAGGUUGCAACAGGGAAUAUACCAAGGCAUUUGGCAAUCUGAGGAGUCCUGGCUGGCCAGAGAAUUACAACAACGAUGCAGAUUGCACCGUCAUUCUUACGGCCCCACAGAACCACACCAUUUCCCUCUUCUUUCACUCAUUUCGCAUUGAGGACUCCAGUGGCUGCAGACAGGACUCCUUGGAGGUGAGAGAUGGGAACAGUGACAGUUCACCCUUACUUGGCAAGUACUGUGGGACCCUGCUGCCAAACCCUGUCUUCUCUCAGAGCCGUCAGCUGUACCUGCGGUUUAAGAGCAAUGGUGCAGUCUCCAGUCGAGGAUAUGAAAUCAUCUGGACCUCCUCCCCCACUGGCUGCGGGGGCACUCUGUAUGGAGACAGCGGCUCCUUCACCAGCCCUGGGUAUCCGGACACGUACCCAAAUAACACCCACUGCGAGUGGACCCUCAUCGCGCCCACCAGCAGGCACGUCACGGUUAGCUUCUACUUCAUCAGCAUUGCAGACCCUGGAGACUGCGUCCAGAACUACCUCAUACUCUACAACGGGCCCAGCGCCAGCUCGCCUUCCUACGGACCCUACUGUGGAGCAGACACCAGCAUAGCGCCCUUUGUAGCUUCCUCGAACCGGGUCUUCAUCAGAUUCCACGCCACCCACGCAGCGCAACCCUCUGCCUUCCGGCUGACCUGGGACAGCUGAGGGGUCCAGGGCAGGGGAGUGCUCCACACUCGUCCUCCACACAGGCCCAGGAGGCAUCAGGCGGGACAAACUCAGCCAGCCUGACAUGCGGCCCCCGCCCAUCCCUUCUAGAACCCUUGUAUGUCUUGAG
Molecule: messenger RNA, 15577 nt
Organism: Ochotona curzoniae (black-lipped pika)
Lineage: Eukaryota; Metazoa; Chordata; Mammalia; Lagomorpha; Ochotonidae
Gene: CUBN
Product: cubilin
Exons: 71
Coding region: 4582-15447 (3621 amino acids)
Molecular function (GO): calcium ion binding
Source: RefSeq, a predicted model, not a curated record